Drosophila guanche is the source of this 921-nucleotide messenger RNA. It is a transcript of the gene Coq7, whose product is annotated as 5-demethoxyubiquinone hydroxylase, mitochondrial. Lineage: Eukaryota; Metazoa; Arthropoda; Insecta; Diptera; Drosophilidae. The transcript has 3 exons. Gene Ontology annotation, cellular component: mitochondrial inner membrane; nucleus. Gene Ontology annotation, molecular function: 3-demethoxyubiquinol 3-hydroxylase activity. Gene Ontology annotation, biological process: regulation of gene expression; determination of adult lifespan; regulation of reactive oxygen species metabolic process. Bases 112 to 765 code for a protein of 217 amino acids. The record is from RefSeq and is a predicted model, not a curated record.
UUGAACUCCCCAGCCCUGGUGUGUGUGCACAUAACAAUAACACUGUGAGCCGCUUCCAGAUAGUUAUCUUUAUUAAUCAUAUUGUCGGGUGCAAAAGUCUUAAGUAACACAAUGGCCGCAAUGCUGAGAAGCGUCCUCUUUUGUCCGGAAACUCGUCUACUGUCCGUGCGAUGCCUCAGCAACAUAAAAGCAUCAUCCUCCUCAGCAGAAUCUGAAGAUGGAGCUGACAAACCUUUGCGUCCCCGUGCCAAUGCCCUGACCGAUGAAAUAAUACGCGUCGAUCAUGCCGGAGAACUGGGCGCCGAUCGCAUCUACGCCGGACAAAUGGCUAUACUGGGGAGCGGACCCAUGGGCAAGACUAUUGGACAUAUGUGGGAGCAGGAGAAGUGUCAUCGUGCCCAGUUCGAGCAGCUCAUCCAGCAGCAUCGAGUCCGUCCCACAGUCAUGACGCCCAUCUGGAAUGUGGCCGGAUUUGUUCUGGGCGCCGGUACCGCUUUAAUGGGCGAGAAGGCGGCCAUGGCCUGCACCGUGGCAGUAGAGACGGUCAUUGUGGAGCACUACAAUGAUCAACUGCGUCAGAUUAUGGAAUCCCCAAAUCCCGACAAGGAACUGCUGGAGACAAUCACAAAGUUUCGGGACGAGGAGCAGGAGCACCACGACACCGGAAUCAAUUGCGGGGCAGAGCAAGCGCCCUUCUACCAGGCAAUGACCGAAGUCAUCAAGUUCGGCUGCAAGACUGCCAUUGCCAUUUCGAAGAAGAUCUAAAAUAUACGUUUCCACAUUUUGUAAAUACUGUGCUCAGAAUAAGGACCGAAAGUUAUCUGUCUGUCGUCUACCCUCUACAAAGUACCAUGUCUACGCACCCUACGCCCCACGCUCCACGCUCCACGCUAAGCAUUAAAGAUAGACUGAAUCGUUAAA